This is a messenger RNA of Salvia miltiorrhiza (redroot sage), 2770 nucleotides long. RefSeq lists its product as uncharacterized. Gene Ontology annotation, molecular function: zinc ion binding; DNA binding. The record is from RefSeq and is a predicted model, not a curated record. The transcript is spliced from 4 exons. Gene Ontology annotation, biological process: regulation of DNA-templated transcription. The coding region runs from base 83 to 2176 and encodes 697 amino acids. Lineage: Eukaryota; Viridiplantae; Streptophyta; Magnoliopsida; Lamiales; Lamiaceae.
AUUUGUUCAUUAUUACAUAGAGAGAGAGAGAGAGAGAGAGAGUUAGGGUUUAGGGUUUAGAGAGAGAGAGCGCUUAAAAGAGAUGGACGAAGAAUGCUUAAGCGCAGCAGAACGGCGUAAAAUCGAAGAGACAGUUCUGCAAAUCCUCAGAGCGUCGGAGCUUGAGACGGUUACUGAGUUCGGCGUGCGUUCGGGCGCCGCCUUGCGGCUAGGCUUCGAGCUCUCCGGCUUAAACCACCGUCUGCUCGUUAGGCAGCUAGUCGAUUCAUUCCUGCUAUCCACGGCGGCGGAGAUUCUCCGAACGAAUUCGUUCCAUAAGAUUCAUGACAGCAGUAGCAGCGAUAAAAGCGCUGAUUAUCACGUCGAACAGCGGCGGGAGCAGCAACGACGGUGUGAUGUUGAUGCUAUAUCGGGAGCGAAAUACGAUGGCAGGAUUAUUUGUAAGUUAUCAGACAAGAGGAAGGUUACAGUUCAUGAUUUUAUGGGGGGAACCGUAGUCUCAAUCCGUGAUUUCUAUGUACAAGGUGGAAAUUUGCUUCCUGCAAGAGGUGAAAACUCUGGAAUAAGCUUGACAUCUGCGCAAUGGUCAUCCUUCAGGAACAGCGUUCCUUCUGUAGAGGAGGCCAUUGUUAGAAUGCAAUCACGUUUGAGAUCUAGAGCUGUUACAAGACAAAGUAAAGCAGACAUAUCAAAUCCAGUGACAGAUUCUGUCAGUGAGAAGAGCCAAACUGCGAUAGGUGUUUCUAGUUUGGCAAGUGCUCUUCACCUUCCCGCCAAGAGGAAACGGAAUCAAAAUGAACCAGAGACGAGAAGUUCAGCAGCAGAUCCUGCUGAAGAGGGUCAAACACAAACCAUUUCUAAUUUGGUAAGCAUCGUUCAACCUCAUGACAAGAGUGGACAAACUGAGGUUGAUGCAUCUAAUGUAGUGAUUGCCUCCAUCUCUCAAGAGCAAAUUCUUGCUGAAAAAGCACAAGAAGCACCAGGUACUUGUGGAACAACUUCCAGCUAUCAGAAACCAAUUCCUGCCUGUAGAACUGAAGCGGCAUCUCAAAACUCUACGGUGGUGCCUCCACUUCCUAUUCAACUUGAUAGCGCUGCUGCACUUUCUCCAGAUGAUGUUGGUAUUUCCACUUCGGUGCCUUCAUUUCCUAGUCAAAGGCACCCACAUCAUACAGCUAUUGCAAUUCCUCCUGAACAACUGAUCCCUAUACAGCCAGUCCGUUUUGAUGGAAGAAAUUACCAUUCCUGGAGGAUUCAAAUGGAAAUGUUCCUAAAUCAGUUAAGCAUAGCGUAUGUGCUUUCUGAGCGAUGCCCCAACAUAUCUUUGAAACCAGAAGCUAGUUUUGAAGAUAUGGUCGGAGCCAAGGCUGCCGUGCAAAGGUGGACUACUGAUGACUACUUGUGCCGCUAUAAUAUAUUGAAUUCUUUAUGUGACAGUCUUUUUCAAUUAUACUCACAAAAAAGUUUAUCGGCUGGAGAGCUCUGGGAUGAACUCAGAGCUGUAUACAAUGAAGAUUUUGGAAACAAAAGGUCACAAAUCAACAAGUAUAUUCACUUUCAGAUGGUUGAUGGGGUAUCAAUUUUUGAUCAGAUCCAAGAACUGCACAAGAUUGCCGAUUCCAUUAUUGCUGCUGGAACAUGGAUCGAGGAAUACUUCCAUACGAGUGUUAUAGUCUGCAAGCUCCCACCUUCAUGGAAGGAGCUUCGCCUUAAACUGAUGCAAGAGGAGUUUUUAACUCUUAAUAUGCUGAUGCAUCGUCUUCAACUUGAAGCAGAAUCUCGCAACUUGUGCGAGAAAGAAGCCAACUCUAAGAAGGGUCGUCAUGUUAUGGAGCCGAAGCUUGACCAGAGACAGGGAACAAAGAAAGAUGAAAACAAAAGAGCAUGCUUUACUUGUGGGAAGGAGGGGCACAUCAGUAAGCACUGUCGUGGUAGGAAGUUUGAACCCUGGGAUAAGAGCAAGGGCAAGGAGAAUGGAUUCCUCUCCCCAUGUACAGGCACCAAAAUGGAUGAUGCAAAUAAAAGAGCAUGUUUGAUAUGUGGCAAGGAUGGGCAUAUUAGCAAGAACUGUCGCAAUAGGAAGUCCGAACCCUGUGAUAAGAGCAACGGUGAGGAAAACAGAUCUCUGUCUCCACCUACAGGCUCCAAAAUGGAUGAUGCAGCAAAACCGAAGUAAAACAGCUCCACUUGUGUUGUUUUUGAUGGGCGUGCCUCGUCAUUGCUCACUCUUGAAAGACUACUUUGUGAAAUUUUUGAGGAGGGAUAAUGCACUAUAAUGGGAGGUUGAUGACCAUUCCCAUACCAUUUCAACCAGUUCUCUUUUAGGGUAAAAACUUUACAAGCUGCUUUAUCAGAAUUGCUUGUUUCUCAUAAUAAGAUGUUUUAUCUCUUAGUUUGAGAACUAUAUAUACGUAACGUAUAACGUUACUUUGCAGGUGGCUGGUGCUUCCCUUUCUGGAAUCGGUUGCAUUGUUGUACAAGACAUAUACUUGUUGGAGUAAGUAUUCUGCUCUUGCUUGAGGGUUAGUAGCAGUGUUAUUUUUGGAGUAGAGAUUGUGAAUGCCUAUUAUAGGAAGUGUUGGUUUUCUGUCUUGAUUCUUUUGCAUUGUUUAUAUUAGCCCAACAUUUUUCUUCGUUAGUAAUCAUUAGGUAUAACUGUCUGCCCAAAUUUCGUAAUCUAAAGUUUUUCGGCAUCAAAGCCUGUUUGUCCGAAUACUGUAAAAUAUAAUUUCAACAGCUCUUAUUUAAUAUUUUGUACCUAAUUCUAAAA